AUGUUGCAAAGGGUUGACAAGGUUGCAUACGAGUUAAAAUUACCUACUGAGCUAUCUUCUGAUCAUCCGGUAUUCCAUGUUUCCAUGCUUAAGAAAGUCAUUGGUGAUCCCAAGUCCAUACAUCCUAUUGAGGGUCUAUGUGUGGAUGAGAACCUCUCCUUUGAGGCUAUUUCCGUUGAAAGCCUUGAUAUACUAGUGAAGAAGUUGAGGUACAAAGAGACGACUUUCGUAAAGGUGUUAUGGAAGAACAACUUAUUUGAGGGAGCAACAUGGGAGGCCGUGGGCUUCAUGAGGUCAUGUUAUCCUCAUUUCAUUGCUAAUGAAGUUUAG
Solanum pennellii is the source of this 330-nucleotide messenger RNA. RefSeq lists its product as uncharacterized. NCBI's taxonomy places the organism in Eukaryota, Viridiplantae, Streptophyta, Magnoliopsida, Solanales, Solanaceae. The transcript has a single exon. The coding region runs from base 1 to 330 and encodes 109 amino acids. The record is from RefSeq and is a predicted model, not a curated record.